UGACGUUUUGGCAGGGUGUUUGCCUAACAGGUACAUUUGGGUAGAUGUUUUACCUGUCGUAAAUUAGCACAAAAAAACUUUAUAAUAUCAAUAAUUGAAUUAGAAUAUAAUAGCUCAUAGUAAUUGUUUAAGUUAAGGAAAGCCUGGGUGAGUGAGUUGUAAAUAGAGGAUUAAAUAUUCUGUUUUUCAUAAAUUUCGAGGCGGAAACACCGAGGACAUAAGUUGUCGCUCCUGCUUGAGAAAUGCCAGGCUUGGCAGAGAUAUGUAUUGGCAUGCUGUUGCUGCUCCCUCUGGCUUGGGCCAGAGUUGUCUACAGCCACAACGAAGUGUUCCUGGGACAACAGUCUGCGUCCUCGUACCUGUCUCGCUCGCUGCUCUGGAACAAAUGGGAUCUGGAGAUGGUGACGCCAGACAGCCUUGAGAGGGAGUGCAUAGAGGAGGUGUGCACCUACGAGGAGGCCAGGGAGGUGUUUGAGGACACAUCCAAAACGAAUGUAUUUUGGGACACAUAUUCCAGCAGUCACAGCUCUUUAGAUACAGCUCCCAGAGUGGAUGUGUCAGGUCUAGUGGCAGGAAUCUUGGCUAUUCUAGUGUCUGCUGUCAUAGCCACGGUGCUGGGCUGCUACUGUUACAAGAACAAAGCUGGUAGGACGGCAGGCAGUGCUCCAGUGAGAAUGGUUGUGGAUGGCCAGCCUGCCCCAGAGACAGUGCCUCUGGCUGGGAUCAUCGCUCCAGGACUGCCCUCCUACGGCGAUGCCCUGACCCGCAGUGGGCAGCAUGAUGCGCCCCCGCCACCUUACUCUGGGGGGGCGCCAUCAGCACCUCCUGACCCAACUGACGAUACUGAGAUUACUGUGAAUACUGAGGACACUGAGUGAAAAGGAGGGAAGGACAUUUUAAAAAGGGGGAUUCAUGUAGAGUGGGGGUGUGUGUGUUACAAGCUUCAAUUGGAGUUCUGGACAGUUAUAAGUGAGCACAGCUGUGAACAUUUCAAUUCCUGUGAGUUGUUGAAAUAGACAUGGUAUAUGUCCAUAUAAUAGGAGAGCAUUUCAUUUAUUUUAUUUUUUUCCGGGGGAAGAGGGGAGUUCAUAGGGGGGCAAGGCUGAAGGAUGUUAUAGAUAGAGAAAUUAAGGGAAUGGGAUGAAGACUUGUUAAGAGGUUACCUGUGAGAAAGAGAAGCAAUCCCUUGAUUGCAAAAUGCAUCAUACGGGAUGAUUUCUGUAUUUUGAAAGUUACAUAUCUUGACAACUUGAUUGAUGACAAGCAAAACAUUUUGGGACUAUUUCAACAAUGGGCUAAUGGAAUUUCCUUUAAUAUGUAUAAACUAGCAGAUGGUAUAGUAUUUAGGUCAACAUGUUGGCUAAUGUUUGUUUUAUCUCGGUUGUUUCUAUCUGUAUUGGUACAUGACAGACCACUCUGAAUUUAAGUAUAUUUAUACACAUUUCUUAUUCAAAACAUUUGAAUAAAGCUUUUGCACCUAG
This is a messenger RNA of Salvelinus sp. IW2-2015, 1481 nucleotides long. The record is from RefSeq and is a predicted model, not a curated record. Lineage: Eukaryota; Metazoa; Chordata; Actinopteri; Salmoniformes; Salmonidae.